Messenger RNA from Acaulospora morrowiae, 582 nucleotides. Lineage: Eukaryota; Fungi; Glomeromycota; Glomeromycetes; Diversisporales; Acaulosporaceae. The record is from the annotation of a GenBank genome assembly.
AUGAAUUUACAUUCAGCAUGGCUUAACAAUUCACAUACAGGGAUGAGAUCUAGGAUUACCAACUAUCAGAUAGCUUUGGUAUUGAUUCAUCAAGAAAGAGUUCUUGGGGCAUUAGGAAUCUUUACUACCUUGGUAGGAGGAGUAGUCUUGAUAUUUUUAUGUUAUCAAUUCUACCUAAUCUUUUCAGGUAAAACUGCCAACGAAUCAUUUAAAUGGGAUGAUCUUGAGGAAAUUAUCAUGGACAGAGAACUAUGGGUGUGCGAUGAUUUAACGAAAUUUGAUAAACUUCAAAAGAAUAAAAAGAAAUCUAAUGGUAAGGAGGUCACGAGAGGAAAUACGACAGCUGUUUAUUGGAUACAACCAAAAGAUAUUAGGCAACGACAGAAUAUUAAAGAAGGUGAAGGAGGGGAUGGUGGUGAGACCAGUGUAAGCAGUAGUAAUGGGAAACGGGAGGAGCAUGCGAGGAGCGCGGCAAACUCGCAAAUCGGGAGACGAGUGAAAUCGAUAUCGGAGGUGAAAAACAUUUACAAUAAGGGACUAUUGGUCAAUAUUCGUGAAGCAUUCUUCCCACCUUCACUAUAG